Messenger RNA from Paracoccidioides brasiliensis Pb18, 2349 nucleotides. RefSeq lists its product as uncharacterized. The record is from RefSeq and is a predicted model, not a curated record. Gene Ontology annotation, molecular function: nucleic acid binding. Gene Ontology annotation, biological process: double-strand break repair. The transcript has 3 exons. The coding region runs from base 1 to 2349 and encodes 782 amino acids. Gene Ontology annotation, cellular component: site of double-strand break; nucleus.
AUGCCACCACAUUUCUCUCAUCUUCUUCAGUUAUUGAAUGUUGGCUGCUUCUCACCUCUGAAAACUGCAUACAGAGAGCAGGUGGAAAAUCAGAUGUGGCUUGAGAUCAAUCAUAUUGACAAGAAGAGGUUUCUGAGUCUCUAUUCUGCAGUUCAGAUGCAGGCCCUGACUGAGAGCAACAUUAAGAGCAGCUUUAGAGCUGCUGAGCUGGUUCUAUAUGAUUCUGAGCAGAUUCUCUCACAGUUUAAUAUCAUGAUGCAUACUCUUACCCCCUCAGGAACAUCUUAUAGCUCCCAGGCCUUCUGGGUGACAGUCAUACCACAUAAUAUACACCAAUUGAAGCAGCAGGCUGAGAAAGUUAAAGAAUAUAUCAAGCAUUGUGCACGUGUUCCGGUGAGGGUGCUGAAUCAGCAUCAUCUCUCUCUGCGACUCACCCCAUCCAAAAGACAAAUGUUGAUGCUCACAGCAGAGAACUAUACAGAACUAUACCCAGGAACUCAGCCGCAUCAUAAUUUUGGAGAUGUCACUCUGUGGCCUGCAUCCAAAAUGAAAUCCUCUGCUGCAUUCCACCUCAGUUCUGAUCCGUCAGCUACCACCCAGAACUCCGCCCCUGUUAGCAGGUUCCGCUGUCUAUUCUCCCAUGAUCUCAGGCGCAAGGCAAAACGAUGGCAAGAUGGCUUCCUGCGCUUCCAUUCCUUCAACAAACGCGUCAUGGUCUAUGAUACUCAGGGUAUCUUCGUUGGAGAUCUCCAUUGGUGCGAUGGCGAGGAGUUAAAUGAUGGUGAUGAGCUGGAGCUGGAACGCGGUGUCCUCGUGCAGGUCUGCGAGUGUGUUGAAAGAACCCAGACGGAUUUAACAGAGUUGCUGAGUAAGAGAAAACAUGUUUCGACUUCCUCUGCAGCAAGGGGCGCUGGUGGUUCGAAUGGUAAUACGUCUCCAAACUCGUCGGGACGGCUGAAGUCGCUGAAUGAGGUGUUGGGAAUUCAACGGACGCCAAUUGGGAGGGUUGCGCUACCCGCAAGGUCACCCUAUGAAGAACGCCAUCAGAUCAUUCGUCUAAACGAUGGUGCUGCGGCCACUGCUGAACGGGCUCCAAAGAGGCAGAGACAAGACGCCCGUGAGCGAGGAAAUGACGCUGAUAGAUCAUCAUGGCAGAACCCGCCUCGUGACUCAAGCUCAUACGCCUGCUUUCAGCCAGCAAGGGAUCUAGCUUGUGACAAGUCCGCUGCCUCCAAAUCUAGUUCAAAGAGUACCGCAGGUACAACAAAAGGGGGCGAGAGGGGCGAGAAGACGAAAUCACAGACCGUCAUCGAUCUAACUAACUCGAGCGGAUCCUUCAAUACUCUACGGAUAGCCAUUGAGAAGCCUCGUAGGAAAUUAUUGUACAAGGACCUACUCCCGCCGCAAGCCGUCCAACACUCAACGGAGAGACAGGACAGCGAAAAAUCAAGAGGGGAUAAGCAGUCCCUAUUGGUACUUGAAGAUAGCGCUGCUGAAACCGCUGAAGCCGAAAAUAUCCCUUCCCCUGUCCAUACCGUCAAGCCGGCUGCUUUCCUGUCAACCGCAGAGGCAAAUAACACCCUACACUUUGUACCGUCAAGUUCAACUCUGCACGCCCUAUUAGAAGCCGACCCCCCACCAUCGUCUCAAAGUACCAAAUCCAUAAACCGAUUCCUCAAUCCAAGUGUCCAAAAGCUGCCAGUGGCUUCUACAACCAGUAACCAGAGGGGGUCUUCUCCCAACCCUGCACCUCCUGCGCCUCAAAGUGCACAAUGCACUAUCGUCUCUCCUACCACUUCUCCUACUACCGAAACCCCUCCCCCCAGACCCCCUGAUAAUAGACCUCUAUCCACCCAUCGACCCUUGGUCCGGAACCACUCAGACAUCACCCCAUCACCAGCAACAGCUAAAAAUACAUCAGAACCCACACCACCGGCGCCACCACCACGAAUACAUCCAACGACACAACGCUCCGACUCCCUCCCCACCAUAGCUGAAAGAAGCAAACCAGCAACAGCAGCAGCAGCAGCACCAUCACCACCACCACCGCCGCUAGGCCCUGCUGCCCCUUCAAAAUCCUUCCAAAAGUCCCUCCCAGACACAUCGUCUGUGCGAGGGAGAACUACCUUGGCGACAGACCCAGCCCCUCGCAUGCGACAGAGCCUCCUGGCUCCGAAACGGAACCAGCAUGUUGCCACAUGCGUAGAUGUUGAGGAGGAGGAUCAGGGCCCGUGGACUGAGGAGGCGCUUGAUUUGUUUGACUGGUGGCCCGCUGGACGGCCGAAGCCGGAGGGCAGAAAGGUGGUUGGUGGUGGGAACUUGCAGUCCAUGACAAUGAUGUUGGGGUAA